This is a messenger RNA of Camelina sativa (false flax), 801 nucleotides long. NCBI's taxonomy places the organism in Eukaryota, Viridiplantae, Streptophyta, Magnoliopsida, Brassicales, Brassicaceae. The record is from RefSeq and is a predicted model, not a curated record.
AUGGAUCUCCUACACAAAAACAACAUUCACCUAGCUAAACUUGUUGCCACACCGUUACCAGCAUCUCCAAAACUCACACUGUCCAGUGGUACACCUCUCGAUGAUGCCUCUCAGUAUAGAUCAGUUGUUGGAAGUCUCCAAUACCUAUCCUUCACACGUCCGGACAUCUCUUAUGCGGUCAACAGGCUCUCUCAAUUCAUGCACCGUCCGACCACUGAACAUUGGCAAGCCGCCAAACGCAUCCUUCGAUAUCUAGUUGUCACCCCAACUCACGGUAUUUAUCUUCACACUUCAUCUCCUAUUACCAUUCAUGGCUUCUCUGAUGCCGAUUGGGCUGGUGAUACCGACGAUUACGUUUCUACACAUGGCUACCUCAUUUACAAUGGACGGAAUCCGAUAUCAUGGUCUUCAAGAAAACAAAAGGGUGGUGCUCGCUCCUCCACCGAGGCUGAGUAUCGUGUGGUUGCCAAUGCAGCAGCGGAGGUACGAUGGUUAUGCUCUUUGCUCACUGAACUUCACAUUCAUCUUCCCACCACACAUGUGAUCUAUUGUGACAAUAUUGGCGCCACUUACCUAUGUGCCAAUCCGGUCUUCCACUCCCGUAUGAAGCAUAUCGCCCUCGACUACCACUUUGUUCACAACCAAAUCCAAAGUAACAUGCUUUGUGUCUCUCACGUCUCUACUCACCAUCAACUUGCAAACACACUUACGAAACCUUUGCCCCGGGCACGUUUCCAACAAGCUUGUAUCAAGAUUGACGUCACUAAAGCUCCCUCCAUCUUGAGGGGGCGUAUAAGAUAG